UGAUAUUCUUGUAGUAUACAGACAUCAUGCCGUAUAAUUCCAUGUAUUCUUCAAAUUUCAACUUGAAAUUUUUUUAAAUUAGCAAAAUUUGUUAGCUUAAAAAAGUUAGGCGUGCAUUUUGCAUGGCAUUUGAGGAUAAGCUAACGAAUUGAAGGAAAGAAGCUACCGUCUUGUAUAUGUUACAUGUUGUCAGCGUGCCAUACAGCUUUCUUUCCCGACACACCAGCAUUUUGUAUAAUUAAGAACUGAUUUGUUCAAAGUGCUACUUUGUUCUUGAGAAGCCCGCGUCGUCAAGAUGCCGUUUGCUGCCAUUUUGUGUUUUUUUCUUUUUUUGGACCAUGUGCUAUUCACAGUGGCGGUUAGUUCGGAACGCCACUCGGCCAAUGGCAGGCCACUGUUGCUUCUGUUGCGAGGUUGGGGCAAAGGAAGCCCGCCCCCUAUACUGAAAGGGAAGGCGAAGGAGGCGGCGGCCAUUGCAGUGGAACCAGACGUAGCUGAGAUCCCUGCAAAGCCUCUUCCUCAGAUCAUGCUCCCUCGCAAUAUGACAGCCGAUGCCCUGAAACCGCCGCUAGGGGCUGCGCAGGUGGCACCGCCGCCGCGCCGUCUGGUGGAUGUCGACGUAUGCAGGGGAUACUACGAUGUAAUGGGACAGUUUGACAACACCUUUAACUGCACGAAGGGCACUUACAUCUACUGCUGCGGCACUUGCUACUACCGCUUCUGCUGUGAGCAUCAGCGCAACCGGCUGAACCAGGACGGAUGCACCAAUUACAACUCGCCCAUCUGGGCCAACACACAGGUGCCUGCCACUCAGCCCCCAAGCCGUUCGGAUCCAGACUUUGACCCUUUGCAGCAGCAGAGCAACAAUACAGUUUAUGUCAUUGGUGGGGUCAUCUCUUUCACGUUGGUCGUGGCCAUCGGGGUGAAGGUGGCUUUUCGCAAGGUCUCCCGUAGACCCAGGAACCGAGACCUCAACAUGCCCAGGGCACUCGUUGAUAUAUUGCGUCAUCAGUCCAGCCCGGUACAGCAGAGUGAGAGGAACAACAGCACCACCAUCACCUCCAGCAAAGCCGCUCUGGGCCGGCAGGCUAAAAACCAUUACACACCCGUCAUCCAGAGCAAAGACAACCGGAUUGGGAAACACAACAUAAUCCAGUCUGGGUCUAGCCCCAAACACACAGCUACUAUAGAGCGUGUACCACGGAUGAACAACGCCCAGCUGACCUCACCAGGACCGCUGAUGUCCAGCAAGACCAACAACACGGGCCAUCAUUUAACCUUCUCUCAUUCCUUUCACGACCUGGCCCAGCUCCCUCCGGCAUAUGAAGCUGUUAUGAAGCCUGAUAUUAAUCGUUAUUCCUCCCUCAAGAGACUAGAAAAAGAUCUGGACGAUUACACAAGUUAUUAUACCUCAAAAAGACGAGCCAACGACACGCCACCUUCCUUCCACUCCUCCCAGCAUCAACUGCAUUGGGGCGGUGAUUACACUUUAGGGGCAAGGGGUACGCUGCCUUUACACACAUCCCGACCCCAAGUACAUGUACCUACCUCUGCGUGCACACCAAAUCCUUACCCUUUACCCCAGUCACCGUACAGUCCUACCUUUACGACAGUAAGCCAGCCUCCACGCCGAGUGAUGUCUCAAGACCAACUGCUGGCCUUGGGGGAGGGAAACACCCUGUCUUACUUGUCGAAGAACCAGCAGCACCAGUAUUACAAAGCCAUGGCCACCAGCAAGAGUUCCAACUCAAAGGCACUGAGGAAGUCCCACGAACGCCUCCUGUUGUCGCCUGAGGAAGGAAUGAUGGGAAGCGCAUUGGGUGACUACGGAGGGAUGAUGUCUCACCUCAGCCACCAAAAGAAAACGCAGUCCCAGCAGAACGUCUGCGUGACCCCGUUACUUGACCGACACCACAUGAUCAAGAUGAAUUCGCACCCGACAUCCGGCUGUGAACCGGAGUUCACAUCCAUUGUCGGGCAUGGCCAUGGAACCGGCACUCUGGGGGGUUGGGGGGACGGUCAUGGUUCUGGCGGCGCUGCCGGAUCGAUAGGCCAAAGUACCCGCAGGAUGGCGUUUGCUGCAAAGCGGCAGAACACCAUCGAACAGCUGCACUUUCUCCCCGGGGCGGGCGGAGGAAGUCAGGCACUUUGGACAGGAAGUAAAAAUGAAGUCACGGUGUGAGAACAGGGGUGAGACAUAAGAAGGAAGAAGAAGAAGAAGAAGAAGAAGACAGAAAAUGAGGGAUCAGAGAAAGAUUAUACAUAUUCGCUUGAAUGGACGAAAGGACAAACACACGAUGGGAGCGUAUAAGUUCGAAAGACGUGAUGAGAUGUGCAAAACAGGUAGGAUGGAGGAAGGGGGAAAAAAAGCAUUCGAUUGAGGAGCAACGCAGUACUCGUGCUAGGAGAACUCUGUAUACUGCUAGAACAGAUGGGAGGUAAUUCAUGGUUCUGGAGAUCCGUUUAUGCCCCUUGCUGCUUGUUGCUAAGAAACAGGAUAAAAUACACCCUUGUUAUAUGGAGGUAUUUUUAGGAGGAAACCAUGUGGAUAGUUAAGAUUCCUAGUUUUAACUCAUCUGAAUGUGUAUACAGUAUAUACAUGUUCUUAGACCCAUUGCAUCUGCAACUAUUGAGCCAUACCUUUAGUUAAAAAAAAAUGUAAUAAGAUAAUAAUAAUAAUAAUAAUAUAUACAACAAGAAUGAAAAACAUGUUGGAGGUUCUCUCCAACACGAAUCGUCUCAUAUGAUUUUAUAUGAUGUAAAGCUUAAUAGUACUGAGGAAAGGACUUAAUACGUUAAAUACAGACUGGUGUAUUUAUGACGAUUGCGCUUUUACAGUAUGAACUUUCCAGAUGUGAUCAUGGCUUCACAAAUAAAUAUUGAUGUGCAGUUUUAAGUGAGCGAUGAGGACCGAAAAAAAAAAAUUUAAAACAAAUCGAACAUUUAAACGAUUUAAAUAGCGGUCCAGCAGAUGAACUAAUUAAGAAGCUGUUCAGCUUGACUCUUUUUUUGUAAUCCAGCUUGGGGUAGAUCUGGAUGAAACGUUUGACUAGAAGCCUCCAGUCACAUUGUUUUUUUAAGAAAAGGAAAAAAAAAAUUUGCGAUACCAUGGCUUUAUCGUGGUACUUUUUAAAAGGUGCCUCUGAGAGCAAUAUGCGCUGGCCCAUGAAAGAAUCUAAAGGCCUUGUGGUCUGCAGUUAGACUUUUAUUUAUUUAAUUUUUUUUAAAGUGUGGCAAAAUUUUUUAAAAAUCUAUUUAAAAAUAAAACAGCCGCGCCCUGAUUUAUCAGGUCUGACCAUUUAAAGGAAUCCUACAUACUACAUACCGUAUGACCUCCCUAGUCCUGAUUCCUGACCUUCGGUCUGUUAUUGUAGAAGUGUGGCAGAAGAUUAAUAAAUUAAUUAUGAGCAUGCUUUGUCGUCAACAAAACUGCAGACACAAUUUGUAACAGUUGAUUACUGUAUUAGGGGGACAGGGAAAGGGGAUGGGGACUUGUUGGACUCUUUAUUCCAAGGGCUAUUCUGAAACUUUUACCUGUACGUCUCCGCUUCUGUGUGUGUAUAUGUGUGUUUUGUUUUUCUUUCUUUCUUUCUUUUUUUUAAUGAACAUGUGUCAGUGUAAACGGCACAGCUCUAGAAUAAAAUGCAGAAAAACAACAGAUAUAGCUAACUAUGUAACCUGCCAAGUUGAAUACACUGUAAUAUAUUAAGAUACGUGUUAUUUUCUGAUAAACACGCAGGCUGGUUUUGGUAUAUUCUGAAAAGUUUUUUUUUUUUUUGUCAAAGAACUGUAUAUUUCUUCACUGUAUACUCACAGGCACUCACAGGCAGUUGUGUAUUGGAUGCCUGCGACACUUCAUAUGCUUGAAUUAAACAAAAAAAAUUAUAAUAAAUGAAUAAAUAAACAGACCUGGCCUGAAAUAUGUCCGAAAAAUAUUAUCCUGAAAAUGAAUAUUUCAGCUUUUUGAAAAAUUUAUUCCGAUAUACAACGUACAAGAAUUUUAUAUCAAUUUAUACAGUAUUAAAAACGAACAAAAAAAAAAGACUGAAAUCGAUUCUGUGUUAAAACCAACUAUCAGUGUUCACAUCAUAGUUAAUGUUAGCUUCUUUUUGCUUCCAUUUCUGUGACUUUCCUUUUUUUUAUUCUUUUUUUUUUAGUUACUAUACGACUUCCUAGUGGAUCCUAUACUUUGUAAUUAAUGACAAAAAGAAGCAAUUAAACUGAAAAGAGGAAAAGCAUGACGAUAUCAAAAAAAAAAAAAAAUGCCAGUGUUGAUGUCAUUACUGCUGAUUAGUGAUGUCAGGGUGUGUAUGUUUCUUCCUGUUUGUGUGUCUGUGUUUCUGUGCCUGCGUGUAUUUCCGAAAUCUGUCUUUUGGAAUGCUGAAUCUCACAUUUUAUCUGACUUUUAAAUCUGAAUUGUCAGACAAUGUGCAAGGAAAAAUUAAACCCCGAAAAAAAAUACUUUAUUUUCUGUUUA
Molecule: messenger RNA, 4477 nt
Organism: Clarias gariepinus (North African catfish)
Lineage: Eukaryota; Metazoa; Chordata; Actinopteri; Siluriformes; Clariidae
Gene: shisa7b
Product: shisa family member 7
Exons: 5
Coding region: 296-2182 (628 amino acids)
Biological process (GO): regulation of AMPA receptor activity; regulation of short-term neuronal synaptic plasticity
Cellular component (GO): postsynaptic density; AMPA glutamate receptor complex; dendritic spine membrane
Source: RefSeq, a predicted model, not a curated record